AUGACAGAAACCACCAUAUUCUACAAGUCCCAUAACCCUGGUGGUGAAAGCAUACUCCUAAUCCAUGGCGGAUUCUCCGACGGCAGCGAAUGGGACGGUGUAUGGCCCCUCCUCGCAGAGCACAAUUACCAUCUCCUCCUUCCUGAUAUGCCCUCUCACGGAAACUCAGUUGAUAUCCAUCCAUUCGAGAUUGACGAUACUGUCCGUCGAUUAGCAGCGCUGAUCAAGGCCGAAGCGCGAGGAGGUCUCGCUCAUGUGGUUGGUAUCAGCAUUGGUGGCCACAUUGCCGCAGCUUUGGCAUCACAGCACCCGUCUUAUGUCCUUUCCCUCAUCGUAUCAGGCUUCAACAUAUUUACGCCUAACCUAUUCACGCCUGUUUUACCACUGUUUGUUUACGGAGUUCAGCGAGGUAGCGGGUUUGCGCGACAGCCAUUCGCCGAAUGGGACCGUUUUUGUCGGGGUCUCGGGUCUCUUGCCUUGACACAAGAUGUAUUUAAUAUCUUGAUAUCCUCGCGAGAGCUUCAAACGAUUGAAUGUCGUACGUUGGUGGUCGCUGCCACGCGGCCUGGAGUUUCGGCAGACAAUAUUGAUCAUUCUCGCCGGCUUUUCGAAACUGUAGUGGCAGGAAACGGGAGUCAAGUUGUCCAGCAUUGGGGAAUGCGGCACCCAUGGAACGAGGAAGAGCCCAAGGUUUUCGCGGACAUGGUAAAACGCUGGAUUAUAACCCAAGAGCUACCAGAUGGGUUUGAGGUAAUCCCUUGA
Fusarium pseudograminearum CS3096 is the source of this 762-nucleotide messenger RNA. RefSeq lists its product as uncharacterized. The coding region runs from base 1 to 762 and encodes 253 amino acids. The record is from RefSeq and is a predicted model, not a curated record. The transcript has a single exon. NCBI's taxonomy places the organism in Eukaryota, Fungi, Ascomycota, Sordariomycetes, Hypocreales, Nectriaceae.